AACCCCAAACCCUAACCCCCCCUCCCAACUCCCCACCCCCACAGCCUCAAUCCCCUCCCAAUCCCACAUUCCCACGCCCCCACCCUCGGCGCAGAUGGCCCCGUCGGCGCCGAAGAAGAAGCGCAAGGUGAACCUCCGGGAGAACAAGGAGGUCACGGCCAGGAUCUUCGAGAAGCACCGCUCCAUGGCGGCGCAGCAGCCGGGCGGCCUCCCGGACCACCAGGCGCGCGCGCUCUCCGCCGCCUACACCGGCGUCUGCGCCGCCAAGGAGCCCGUCCGGACCCCCGGCGACCUGGCCCGUCUCAAGGGAGUUGGAGGUUGGGUUGUUGAUGUUAUGGAAGACUCCUUUCCAGGGUCCAGCCUUGAUUUGUCUCCUCCGACAAGUAAUACACCAGGAGAAAUGGGGAAGAAGAACACACGAAACAAACCUUAUGUGCCACGGUUGAAAUCAGCUGCUUAUGCAAUAAUGAUCACACUCUACAGGGAAAUGGAAAGAGGGAAGGAAUUUAUGAUGAGGCAAGAGCUUAUUGAUGCUGCUGAGGCCAGUGGUCUGUCAGAACAUGCAAUAGGCCCAAACAACAGUAGGAAUUCUCGGAAUGAAGGUUACAGUUAUACUGGAUGGAAUAGCAUGAAGACGUUAACAAAUAAGGAUCUGGUUAAGAAAAAGAGUAAUCCUCCAAAGUAUUACCUAACAGAAAAAGGCAAAGAGACAGCUCGCGAUUGUCUCGCACGAUCUGGAUUGGAUGGUCCUGCAGGACCUUUAACGGCAGCCGGUCAUUCUGCAGUUGUGCUCAGCGAUUCAGAUUCUGAUGAACAUGACAGCAGCAGUCCCCUGAUAGGUUCUGAAAGAAGUGGACUUCCAAACUCAAAAGCAGGCAGUUCCAGUUCCUUUGACCCCGUUCCAGAAGAAAAGUUGUUGAUAAUAUACGCUCGCAUUUUAAUAUUCCUCGUAGAGAUUAAACAAUUGCCUGUUGGAGACGCUCUUUGGAUUGCUCGCCAUAAAGAACUUGACACGGAGUAUGUUCUUGAUUUCAUUGUUAAAAGGAAAAAUGUGGAUGAUUUACUUGGGUCGACUAAAGACAACAGAUACAAAGAUCAAAAACUAAGACUGAAGAAAUGUGGGCUAACGAAGUUAAUAUAUCUAGUUGAAGGGGAUGUAAACACUGUAGAUGGAUCAGAGAGUGUUAAAACAGCCUGCUUCACUAUUGAGGUUCUUGAAGGAUUUGAUGUCCAGAGAACCACUGGGUAUGCUAACACUGAAAAGAAAUACGGCCACCUCACAGGCUCUAUAAUUGAUUACUACAGCAGAAACUUCUCUGCUGGUGCUGAUACCUCUCGACUUUGCCUGACCUACGACGAGUUUGUGAAGAGGUGUUCUGACCUUGAGAAGGUAACUAUGGGCGAUAUAUUCGCCCUUCAGCUUAUGCAGGUGCCACAAGUGACAGAAGAAGCUGCUCUUGCUGUCACGAGUCUCUACCCCACUCUUCUCUCGCUUGCUAAGGCGUACACCUUGCUUGAUGGCGAUAGGCGUGCCCAGGAGGAGAUGUUGAAGAACAAGAGCGACAUGGUCAACACGGGGGCUAGCAAGAACAUCUUCAAGCUCAUCUGGGCGGAAGGAUGAACACCCCGUACUUAGCCGGUCUUUUGGUCACCAUCGCGGUGAUUUCAGAUCUUCUACGCAAGUUCCCAAGGUGAAGACAGGAGGGACCCUUUUUGUGCUGUGCCUGGUGCCUUGGAGAACUGAAAGUCACUGAACUUGUAACCACCACCUAACAGAACGCCUUAGCGUGGCCUCGCUCCCCGUUUAAAUUACUACUAGAAUUGCAUGCUCCAAAUUAUGGAGUCGUCUUAUUAAGGUAGUGCAUUAGCGCUUCAUGUGUGUAUAUAUACUAAUAUUAGUUCUCGACUCAGUUGCUUGGAUUAUGUGAUGUCUUGUGUUAA
Messenger RNA from Triticum aestivum (bread wheat), 1941 nucleotides. RefSeq names its product crossover junction endonuclease MUS81. Gene Ontology annotation, biological process: mitotic intra-S DNA damage checkpoint signaling; DNA catabolic process; resolution of meiotic recombination intermediates. Gene Ontology annotation, molecular function: DNA binding; crossover junction DNA endonuclease activity; 3'-flap endonuclease activity. Bases 95 to 1621 code for a protein of 508 amino acids. The record is from RefSeq and is a predicted model, not a curated record. The transcript has 13 exons. NCBI's taxonomy places the organism in Eukaryota, Viridiplantae, Streptophyta, Magnoliopsida, Poales, Poaceae. Gene Ontology annotation, cellular component: Holliday junction resolvase complex; nucleus.